This is a messenger RNA of Leopardus geoffroyi (Geoffroy's cat), 2122 nucleotides long. RefSeq names its product lysosomal associated membrane protein 3 (gene LAMP3). The transcript is spliced from 6 exons. The record is from RefSeq and is a predicted model, not a curated record. Bases 478 to 1824 code for a protein of 448 amino acids. NCBI's taxonomy places the organism in Eukaryota, Metazoa, Chordata, Mammalia, Carnivora, Felidae. Gene Ontology annotation, cellular component: membrane.
CAAAAGCAGAACCAAAUGCUGAAGGAAGGGCAAUAAACACAGCCUUAGAAGGCUGAUAAAUCCAACUGGAACUGAAGAAAGACAACAGAAUAAAAACCAAAUCUCUGAUUCUGAGGGAGAGGCAGGAAUAUGUGCCAGGUCCAGAACUGCUCAUAGGGGGAGGAGAGAAACUUUGAAGAUCACACACAGCCUCCCACUCCAAGACCUGGGGGCAUAGUGCCCGCAUGACUGAGAAUCAGAACAGAGCACUCACUCUCCAGCCCUCACCACCAGGCCUACUGACAAACAUUGGCUAACAAGCAACAGUGGGAUACUGCAGGAAGAGCCCAAGGUGCAUGCUGAGAGAGGCUUUCUGACAUAUACCAGGGAAAACCUAAACUGAGGGUGGAGUGGACACGUCCAUACCCUAAACACAGGUAACACUUGAGGAAUUCGAAGUAACUAUAGCAACAGCAGACCAAGGAUCUACACAGAGGAAUGAAGACUACAAGAAAUCAUAAUCACAUGAUGAUUUUGCAUUAUGGCAGUCAAAUAAGAGCUAAAGUGUUCCCAGAGACUGCGGACUAUCAGCCUACAACCGCAACAACAGUGCAGGCCAUAGCAAAACCUUUCCUACAACCAACUAACCAAGUACCUCCCAAAACUUCAGCAAUAAGAUCAACGGAUGGUCAUGUCACCUCUCAGAGAGCUGCCACAACCUCCAGCUCUGAACCCCCAAUCACACACACAACAAUAAGAACUCUAGUAACAACUUCCUUGGAAACUAUAAACAGUACCCCAUCUACCAGCACCACAGUCCACACCUUACUCACAACCCCGGCCACACCCAAUAACUCACACACAGCUGCUCCAGGCACUGAGGCUUCCAUUGGCUCCAGGGCAGCCCCAGGUUCACUGCCAACCACCAUCAUCCCACCAGCCCAUACAACAGGAAACAGCCCCACAACUAGGAAAACCACCCAACCCAGUAACCAGACCACCCUUCCAGCAAUGUUGUCCACCUCACCACAUAACAGCACAACCAGUCAGAAGUCUACUCAACCCAUGCACACCUCAGGAGCCACCACAGCUGCACACAAUACCACCCAAACAGCCUCACCUGCCACCAUGGCUCCUGGGCCCACUCUGGCACCUCAGCCUUCAUCAGCCAAGACCGGAAUUUAUCAAGUUCUGAAUGGAAGCAGGCUCUGUAUCAAAGCAGAGAUGGGGAUAGAGCUAACGGUUCAAGACACAGAGUCGGUUUUUUCAACUCAGAGAUACUUCAACAUCGACCCCAAUGCAACGCAGUCCUCCGGGAACUGUGGCUUUCGAAAAUCCAACCUUCUCUUGAAUUUCCACGGUGGAUUUGUGAAUCUCACAUUUACGAAGGAUGAAAACUCCUAUUACAUCAGUGAAGUGAGAGCCUAUUUGACAGUCUCAAAUCCAGAGAAAAUUUACCAAGGAAUGAAAAGUGCUAUGGUGAUGUUUGAGACUGUGGUUGGGCAUUCCUUCAAGUGUGUGAGUGAGCAGAGCAUCCAGCUGUCAACCCAGCUUCAACUGAAAACAAUGAAUGUCCAAUUUCAAGCCUUUGAUUUUGAAGAUGACCAAUUUGGAAAUGUUGAUGUUGAUGAAAAUCUGGGAUGGGAGGACCUGGUGUUUCCCAAAGUAACUGUUUUACCAGCGAGGGCUUGCCUUUGGAGAGAUGCUCUCUCUCUCCAUCUCCAGCCGGUCCCUCCAGCUGGUCCCUCCAGAAGUACCCCGUUCCUGACUCCCGUACUUGAAAGGUUCUAUACUGCAGAGCACAAGCUGCUUAUUCACCAUGCUCCUCACUAUCCUGUAGAAUGACUAAAGGAAUGUUCCUCUUCUAGUGUGUGGACAUUUCUCCCACAGCACACGGGAAAGAAGCGGAAUUAAAAUCAAGGAGAGGGGGAUAAGGCAGUUCACUUAAGUUCAAUUUUCCUUUCUACCAUCUUCGGUGAGUUCUUUAGAGUGGCUGCUGCUUAGAGUCCUGUUGUGUACCCCCUCACACACACCCGCCAAUUAUCUUUUAAUUUACUGUGAAUUAACAUUCAAGUAAGCAAAAAGAGCAAAGCUUUCCUUUGAAAGACUGGUAAAUAAAGCCCGGAUGCGUUCCGGCCUCUCA